Molecule: messenger RNA, 2538 nt
Organism: Exophiala aquamarina CBS 119918
Lineage: Eukaryota; Fungi; Ascomycota; Eurotiomycetes; Chaetothyriales; Herpotrichiellaceae
Exons: 7
Coding region: 1-2538 (845 amino acids)
Source: RefSeq, a predicted model, not a curated record
AUGGCGAUCCAUUAUUCGCGUGGGGUGCGUUUCCACGAUAUUCGUGGCGACAAGUCAAGCCUGUCUCUCCUGGCGAUGCUCAAAGAGUCUUUGAAUCCUACUGACAAGUCUCCACGUACCUUUCCGACAUUGUUGCUAUAUGAUGAAAAGGGUCUCAAACUCUUCGAGGACAUCACAUACCUUGACGAAUAUUAUCUCACAAAUGCCGAAAUUCAGGCUCUUGAAGCACAUGCAGAUGAGAUUGUCGAACGUAUUCCUCGUGGUACUCGAUUGGUGGAACUUGGGAGCGGCAACCUUCGAAAGGUCAACAUAAUGUUGAGGGCAUUCGAAGCGGCAAAAAAGGAAGUCGAUUACUACGCUCUUGACCUCUCCCUUCCCGAACUUGAGCGGACAUUCGCUGAGUUGGACACUGAUGAUUAUCACUACGUCUCCUUCAAUGCGCUACAUGGAACAUACGAUGAUGCACUCCAGUGGCUGACUGCAUCCAAUGGCAAGGGUCAAACAACCUGCCUUCUGACCAUGGGAUCCUCACUGGGGAAUUUUGAACGAGACAGCGCGUCAAAAUUUCUUGCCGGUUUCAAAAAAGUUUUGCAUCCGUCGGAUUUGAUCCUUGUGGGACUAGAUUCAUGCCAGCAGCCCCAACGCGUGUAUCACGCUUACAAUGACUCUCAAGCCGUCACUGAGAAGUUUUACCGUAACGGCCUGACUCAUGCCAACUCUCUUCUUGGCUAUGAAGCAUUCAAGCGGGACGAGUGGCGGCCGGAGGGACGCUAUGACCAGAAAUUGGCUCGACAUCACGCUUCAUAUGUCGCUUUGACUGAUGUCGUCAACAAGGACUUUUCGUUCAAGAAGGGUGAAAGCGUCCCCUUCGAAGAUGCCUUUAAAUAUAGCUCCACCCAGUGCGAAGAAUUGUGGCGUGCAAGCGGGCUCGUACCUCAGGCAGCUUAUGGCAACAAGGAGGGAGACUAUUUCAUUCAUCUGCUCUGUCCAGCUGUCGUUGAGUUCCCCCUUGACCCCAAAGAAUAUGCGUCUGGUCCAGUUCCGGCUUUGAGCGACUGGCAACAGUUAUGGUCGGCGUGGGACAUUGUCACGAAGUCGAUGAUUCCAACAGAUGAACUACUGAAAAAACCCAUUAAACUGCGAAACGACCUGAUUUUCUACCUGGGCCAUAUCCCAACUUUUGCAGAUAUUCAUUUCACCAAGGCCACAGAUGGGAAACCUACCCAUCCGGCUUCUUUCUGGUCGAUAUUUGAGCGUGGGAUUGACCCUGAUGUGGAUGAUCCUACAUUGUGCCAUGAUCAUAGCGAGAUCCCAGACACUUGGCCACCACUUCCAGACAUUUUGAGCUACGCGGCCCGUGUGCGAUCACGAAUCACCGAAAGUCUCGUUUCUGGUCGUGCAAUCGAGGAUCGGAGGCUGGGCCGUGGCCUGUGGCUGGCUUAUGAACACGAGGCAAUGCAUCUCGAAACAUUCCUCUACAUGUUAAUCCAGAGUGAACGUAUCCUGCCACCCCCCGGCACAGGUCGACCGGAUUUCAAGGCUUUGGCCGAUCAGGCACGCGGUCGCCGAGUUGCGAAUAAAUGGCAUCAGAUUCCCGCGCAGAACAUUAAAUUGGGCUUAGACGAUGCAGAGAAUUAUGAUGGUCCCGACAGGUUCUUUGGUUGGGAUAAUGAGAAACCUUCUCGCACAGUCUCCGUGAAAGCCUUUGAGGCUCAAAGCCGACCCAUCAGCAAUGGUGAGUAUGCUCAUUUCUUAGAGGCGACUCACAAGAAUACGGUGCCUGCGUCAUGGAUUUCCGGAUAUCAGUCCACACUGUAUACAAAUGGCGUCAAUGGGUCGAGCAGCGCCACGAAUGGCUCACUCGCCGUGGCAUCUGCCAGCUACCUUGAAGACAAAGCCAUCCGGACUGUCUAUGGGCCCAUUCCAUUGAAGUACACCCUCGACUGGCCAGUGAUGGCCUCAUACGAUGAAUUAGCUGCGUAUGCGAGAUGGUCCAAUGGCCGCAUUCCUACUCUGGAGGAGGCUCGCAGCAUCUACAGCUAUGUCGAUUCCACAAAGGGAGCCCUGGAACAAAACCCCAGUAAAUUGAUCUCAGCUGUGAACGGACACCUCUCUAACAAUGGCGUCGAGGAGACACCACCACCUAACCCUUUGUCUCCAGCCACUGCCGUCAACGGCAGGGCAUCGACACUUAACCCGAACGACCUGUUCGUUCCCCUCCACUCCCACGCCGUUGCCUUCACAACAUGGCAUCCCGAGCCCGUCACAGGCAGCACUCGCCUCCGCGGCCAAAGCGACGCCGGCGGCCUGUGGGAGUGGACCAGCACCCCGCUGGCCGCACAUGAAGGCUUCAAAGCUAUGGACCUGUAUCCAGGUUACACGGCAGACUUUUUCGACGGCAAACAUAAUGUUUGUCUGGGUGGGUCUUGGGCCACGGCUCCCAGGAUCUCUGGCAGAAAGUCCUUCGUCAAUUGGUAUCAGCGGAACUACCCGUAUGUGUGGUGCACGGCAAGGCUGGUCAGAGAUGCCCAAGCCUGA